CUUUUUUCAAAAGAGCCUUCAUACAAAACUUACCCCCACUCCCCCCCUCUCUCUCUCUCUCUCUCUCUCUGUAUCUAUCUUCUUCUCCAAACUCUUGUUUCAGAACUCAUUCAAUUGUUCAAAAAUCGAAGCUUUUCACCACUCUCUCUCAAUAACACCAGCUGGAGGAGGCUCUGGGUUUACAUGGUUUCAAGCAUCACCGAGUUCUGUAGAAGAAAGGUUCGGUUUUUCUCGGUGUAUUAAUUCAAAGUUGCAGACUUUGCAGAAAAAAAAAGAUGAAUACGAGAGAUGUAGUAGGAUGGGAAGAGGAAGAUAGAUCCGUAGCUAGUGCCGUUUUAGGGAACUUAGCUUCUGAUUUUCUCACGGCGAACUCAGCUUCGAAUCAGAACCUGUUUCUCGUCAUGGGAACCGACGACAGUCUCAACGAGAAGCUCUCUCGUCUCGUGGACUGUCCCAACUCCGAGAGUUUCAGCUGGAGCUACGCCAUUUUCUGGCAGCAGACCGUGUCUAGAUCCGGACAUCAAGUCCUAGCUUGGGGAGACGGGUGUUGCCGCGAGCCCAAGGAACAGGAAGAAUCCACCUUCUGUUAUAACAGAAUAGAGGAGGAAGAGAUGAGGUGGCAGUACAUGAGGAAGAGAGUGUUGCAGAAGCUUCACAGGCUGUUCGGUGGAUCUGACGAAGACAACUACGCUUUGAGCUUAGAGAACGUUACGGCUACUGAGAUGUUCUUCUUGGCUUCCAUGUAUUUCUUUUUUAAUCACGGAGAAGGUGGUCCUGGGAGGUGUUACGCUUCGGGGAGACACGUGUGGUUAUCAGAUGCGGUUAACUCCGGUUCUGAUUACUGUUUCAGGUCUUUUAUGGUUAAGAGAGCUGGGAUCAGGACGGUUGUUAUGGUUCCUACUGAUGCUGGUGUUCUCGAGCUUGGUUCCGUUUGGUCUUUGCCUGAGAAUGUAGAGUUGGUUCAGUCUGUUCAAGGUUUGUUCAUGAGGAGAGUUAAGCCGCCUCCUUUGGUGGUGGUUCACAAGCUUUUCGGACAAGAACUGAGUAGCUCGAAUCAAGUGCAAGAGAAUGUGAGCGUGGUUGCUGUAGAGGAUAAGAAUCACAAGGUGAAGAAGGCUUCUUGUAAAGAGACAAGACCAGCGAGUUUAUUAGCAGGAGUAGUAGGAGGAGGAACAGCCUCUGUUGUGGAGGAGAAGAGACCGAGGAAACGAGGGAGGAAGCCUGCGAAUGGAAGAGAAGAGGCGUUGAACCAUGUGGAAGCUGAGAGGCAGAGACGAGAGAAGCUUAACCAGAGGUUCUACGCUUUACGAGCUGUUGUGCCAAACAUCUCCAAGAUGGACAAAGCGUCUCUUCUUGGAGACGCCAUCUCUUACAUCAAAGAGCUUCAAGAGAAAGUAAAGAUCAUUGAAGCUGAAGGAGUUGGAACAGAGACCACUGAGGCAGAAGAGAGUCGAGAGGUUGUUGACAUUCAAGCUGGGGAAGAAGAGGUUGUUGUGAGAGUGAUCUCACCGUUGGAGUCGCAUCCAGCUUCGAGAAUCAUACAAGCAUUGAGAAACUCAGAGGUUACGGAGUCUAAUCUUUCAUUAGCUGAUGAAGGCACAUUGUUUCACACUUUUGUGGUAAAGUCUAAUAACGGGUCUGAUCCGUUGACGAAAGAGAAGCUUAUAGCAGCUGCUUACCCGCAAACCAGCUUGACACAGCAGCUAUUACUACCAUCUUCUAGUUCACAGGUUUCUGGUGAUUUGUAGCUUUCAAGCUUCUUCUCUUGUGCAGGUAUAGGAAGACUUGAGGUUCAAGUAGAAAUUAGAUAAAAUCCUUUUAUUUGUUUGUUCUCUUUCUUAGGUGAAAGUAAAUCCAAUUUUCAUAUAGUAAUUUUCUAACGUUGUAAUCUAUUAAAGUGAAAGUAAUACAGUCUUCAUGAUGCGAGAGAGAAGCUAGUUAAGUCGUUAGUUUUACAUAUUUGUAUCUUGAAAUUAUUAUUUUUGUCCAAAUCAAAUAAAUAAGAAAAAUAUAAUUUGACCU
Messenger RNA from Raphanus sativus (radish), 2022 nucleotides. Its product is annotated as transcription factor ABA-INDUCIBLE bHLH-TYPE. Lineage: Eukaryota; Viridiplantae; Streptophyta; Magnoliopsida; Brassicales; Brassicaceae. The transcript has a single exon. Bases 276 to 1748 code for a protein of 490 amino acids. Gene Ontology annotation, cellular component: nucleus. Gene Ontology annotation, molecular function: protein dimerization activity; transcription cis-regulatory region binding; DNA-binding transcription factor activity. The record is from RefSeq and is a predicted model, not a curated record. Gene Ontology annotation, biological process: regulation of DNA-templated transcription.